This is a messenger RNA of Cyanidioschyzon merolae strain 10D, 1278 nucleotides long. RefSeq lists its product as hypothetical. The record is from RefSeq and is a predicted model, not a curated record. The transcript has a single exon. Gene Ontology annotation, biological process: protein transport. Bases 1 to 1278 code for a protein of 425 amino acids. NCBI's taxonomy places the organism in Eukaryota, Rhodophyta, Bangiophyceae, Cyanidiales, Cyanidiaceae.
AUGCAUCGCGCCCGCGCAAUCCGCCGCAGCAAUCGACGACUUCCAGGGACGUGCCGCUGCUGCCGCUGCUGCCGCUGCUGCUGCUGCCGCUGCUGCCGAUCAAUCGAUCGAUCGUUCAUGAAACGGUGCGGUGCUGUCCUGUACACUCAGUGGACACGGUGCGCCGAUAACCUGGCCUUCGCGCGCCGGAACGCACGCUGCACUACGCUUCCGCGGCUACCAGGGUUGGAACCGAGUCUCGUGGGUCUCCGCCGAGUCGCACUCGACUUUACUGGUAUUCCGUUGAGCGUUCCAGACGCCUUGUGCGUUAAACGUCUGGGACGGGCGGGACACCUCGCAGGUUACUUUCCGCGAAAGCCGGCCUUGACGACGCCCUCGACCGAACGCGCGCUGUGCCCGGACUUGUACGACAUGAAGCGAAUAACGCGGCUUUUUGAGAACCGGUCUCGCCAGUUUUCACCUGCACGGGCGCGUUUACUCUUGCAAGGGGCACGCGCGCGCCUAGCUCUGCGCAAAAACCGGUUGCGUCAAAGCAUAAUCACUGCCGAAAGGGAAGUUGCUGCACUCCUGGCACCCGAGAGCGAGCUCAACGGUGCUGCGUUCGCAUCGGCCGGUGCGCGGCAAGCAGGGCGUGCCGAACUGGCGCGCGUUCGUGUGGAGCACCUCUACCACCAGCUGGAGCUCGAGGAGGCGCUGCACUUGCUCUUGCUCUUCACGGAGCUUUUGCAGGCCCGCUUCAACUUGAUUGAGCAAUGUUUUCGGAUUUAUGAGCGAGAUCCCCGGAAAAGUGUCGUGCCAAUUCCGCUCGAGAUUCGAGAAGCCGUCAACAGUAUCAUCUAUGCCUGUUACUCGUUCGCGGGAACGCGCAUUGCCCCUCCUGACGCCGCCACUGGGCCGCUAACCGGCACAGUGACGGAGCUCGAUGAAGUCGGUCACAUAUUCGUGAGGCUGUUUGGGGGCCCCGAUUUCGCGUUGUUCAUUUUUGAGCGUCCGCAUGCGAGCGGUGUAAAUUUGAAUCUGAUUGGGUUAUUGGAAUGGAGGAUUCCCCCCAGAGAGGUUAUUGUACGGGAAAUGAAGCGCAUAGCCGAGCACUAUGAGUUACAAUGGGAACCUUCCAUGGAUCUCUUUGAUAGCGAGAAUGGUGCAGAGAUUGCGGCUCGGACGGAUGUUUUCGCGGAUCGCCUGCAAGAGCGAUCGUAUCCGGGGCCACAGAGCGCCAUGGCCGAGGAGCUCGAUCUCAUGCAACGAUUAGACCGACUCCGAGACCUUCGGAUCUGA